This is a messenger RNA of Oryzias latipes (Japanese medaka), 2165 nucleotides long. RefSeq names its product gap junction protein alpha 9a (gene gja9a). Lineage: Eukaryota; Metazoa; Chordata; Actinopteri; Beloniformes; Adrianichthyidae. The record is from RefSeq and is a predicted model, not a curated record. Gene Ontology annotation, cellular component: connexin complex. Gene Ontology annotation, biological process: cell-cell signaling. Gene Ontology annotation, molecular function: gap junction channel activity.
ACAUUAAAAAAGGAAAAAUAAUCUAAAGAAAAAAAAAAUCUAAAUAAAAUAAAAUCUACGGAGCCCAAAUCGAAAGUUACCAACUUGUGUGCACCAGUAAGGUUUUUAUUUUUAUCUUUUUUCACCUCCAAUGUCCCUUUAGGGUCUCCAAACCAAAUGUUUCAUGCAAUAAUAUUAAAACAAAUUAUUGUUAAAAAAUGUAAUCUUCCAAAUACAUUCAAUUCCCUUUGAAUAAAACUGUUUUACAUACCAUUUCACACAUGUUAGUGUUGCUCAAUCUCUCCAUCUUCCCAUUUUGGGGCUGCUGGGUCGUCUGUAACAGCAUAACUAUAUGAUGCAAAAACUGCUGCUGGUAUUGAUCCGCUCUGAUGUGGAUUAGUGUUGGAUGCUUUCCAGCAAAAGCCCAUUUGUCCCUAGCGUCUGUGGAGGUGAUGUAGCAGAGACGGGUCACGCAGAGACGGGUCACGCAGGUUUUUGUGACGGGUCGGCCCUCGUGGAGUAAAAAAACGACGUUUGUGGUGAUCGUGUCACGGCUGCAUGACCAGAGGGGGUUCAAGUCAGCAUCGGCAGUCCGUCCAUGCUGCUGCACGGUAAUCAAAUUCCCCAUAUAAGAAAAAAAAAACAAUGCUUCUUUUAUCAUUUACUCGUUAAAAUUGUGCUAAAGUUGGAAGUAUGUCUUUUUAAAUUUCAGUUUUCUUGUUUCUAAUUCAUUGUCUCUCUGUUGACCUCUCAUCAGUCACAAUGGCAGAGUAAAGAUGGGGAACUGGAACUUUCUUGGAGGAGUUUUGGAGGAAGUCCACAUCCAUUCCACAGUGGUGGGUAAAAUCUGGCUCUCCGUUCUGUUCCUCUUCCGCAUGCUGGUGCUCGGGGUGGCAGCAGAGGAUGCAUGGAUGGACGAGCAGGAGGAUUUUAUUUGCAACACCGCCCAACCAGGUUGCAGGAACGUGUGCUAUGACCGCGCUUUCCCCAUCUCCCUCAUCCGUUACUGGGUGCUGCAGGUCAUCUUGGUGUCCUCACCUUCCCUGGUUUACAUGGGCCACGCUGUCUACAGGCUGCAAGCGUUGGAAAAAGAGAGGCAGAAGAAGAGAGCACUGCUGUGGAAGGAUCUGGAGUUGGUAGAUUUGGAUCUGACCAGGAGGACUGAGCGAGAAAUGAAACAUCUCGAUCAGAGGAAGUUAAACAAAGCUCCGCUGAGGGGCGCACUGCUCCGUACUUACGUGGCUCACAUCAUUGUCCGCUCUGCUGUUGAAGUGGCUUUCAUGGCGGGUCAGUACCUCAUGUAUGGAUUCCGGCUCGGCCCACUCUAUAAGUGUGAGCGGGAUCCUUGCCCCAAUGCUGUUGACUGCUACGUCUCCAGGCCAACAGAGAAGAGUGUGUUCAUGGUGUUCAUGCAAAGCAUUGCUGCUCUAUCCCUGUCUUUGAGCAUUUUAGAGAUCAUGCAUCUGUGCUACAAAAAGAUAAGGAAGGUCACACUGGACUUCUGUGCUAAAAAAGGAAAAGAACGUGAUGAUUUUGAAGCCCAAAGCGAUAAAGUUAUGCCAAUCUGCGGCAGAGCAUCUCAGAAGCGAAGCACUCUGUCUGUACAGAACGAUAUUGAGCUCAUAGAGAGAAAAAAAUGUUCAAAUAUUUACCCAGAACUUAUGAAAACCUCAAUGUUUCUACCUCCUCAGCUUGCCACUCAAAGAUUCUACGGUCAAUCAGCCUUUGCAGAGCCACGCCCAUCCUUCCCUAACUCUCAGAUUUAUUCUAAAGAGAAGUCAGAAGGUUUUUACCUCCCUCACUCUGGUGACAAAAACAGCCAAAGGAAGAACAAAAAGCCUUCCAAAUGUCUACAGAGAGCAGCUCACGCCUCUCUGCAGAUGAGAUCAGCGAGGAGGCCAAAGGAGGAUCUAGACUCUUUCAAAUGCGCUCCUGUGUUGGAGGCUAAACGCUCUGACACAAAGUCAUAUGGAGGCACCAAAGCCAGCCGUGGAACUCCCUGUGAUCAAAUGAAGGUACAACCAAUAAAUGGAUCGCUUGACGACUGCAGCACGAACUCGGGAUGCGACUCAUCACUGCCAUCCUCAAACUGCCAAACAUCAGCAGCAAGUGACACGAUCAGCAGGAGAGCCGCAGACCUGCAGGUCUAAACUUUUAGCUGUUGUUUUGUGUUUUUCUUUAUAGUU